AUGCAGCAGCGAUCUCGGAGCGAAAAGAGUCUCUGGGACAAAGUGGCAGAUGUGGUGUGCUUGACGAACUGCACUGGAAGCCGGAGGAAGAACAGCAGCAAAAGGGACAAAAGGAAAAGGAAUCCCCCCUCUCAGUUCCAGCUCGACGAGAUGAAAGACAUCAACUGGAGCACCUCCACCCUCGGGAUGGAAACCGGCCUCAACAUGAGCACCAGGCAGGGCUUCAGCAUCGAGGACGCGAGGGAAAUCCCGCUUUCGUCUCUGCCGUGGAUGCCUCCACCGCCGUCGCCGGCUCUGCUACCGUCUUCGCGAAGCAGCCGCAGACGAGACACAGGAAGAAUCAAUACCGAGGGACCGAUAUACCGAGACAGGGAUUGGGAGUAUCAAACUUAUGGUGCAUGGGUUGUAUUUUGA
Molecule: messenger RNA, 414 nt
Organism: Fonsecaea pedrosoi CBS 271.37
Lineage: Eukaryota; Fungi; Ascomycota; Eurotiomycetes; Chaetothyriales; Herpotrichiellaceae
Exons: 1
Coding region: 1-414 (137 amino acids)
Source: RefSeq, a predicted model, not a curated record